Molecule: messenger RNA, 837 nt
Organism: Pelmatolapia mariae (spotted tilapia)
Lineage: Eukaryota; Metazoa; Chordata; Actinopteri; Cichliformes; Cichlidae
Product: C-type lectin domain family 10 member A-like
Exons: 8
Coding region: 1-837 (278 amino acids)
Source: RefSeq, a predicted model, not a curated record
AUGACGACUGAAUACCAUGACAAUGUGGACGAAGAAAUGAGCAAUUUCUGGAACAAAGAGCCUCGUACUGUCAAUUUCUCCAGGUUCUCCAGGUACAGACGAUGGCUCUUUCCUGCUCUGACGGCUACACUCCUCGUGAUUCUGAUCAUAGCUCUGGGAGCCAGCAACACGUCAACAUGGAACCGGUUGUGGUCCUCGGAGAAAAGUGUUUCUAAUCUGACUGAAUCACUGAGGGACACACAGCAGCUCACCAAAGAUACAGCAAAAGAAGUUUUGUCAAUGAAGUUUGCUGUGGAGAACAACAAGGACCAGCUGGCAUCAGUAUCAGAGGCACUGAGGCAGCUCUCAGUCCUGGACGCUCUCCGCAGGACGGUCGCCGAACUCAAAUGUUCUUUUGAACGCUUGGUCAACAACGGCACGACAGCACACGGCUGUUGUCCUCUGAAUUGGGAUUCUUUCGGCACGAGCUGCUACUUAUUCAGUACCACGCCAUUAUCAUGGCACGAUGCCAGAGACUGGUGCAAUGGACACGAAUCUCACCUGGCCAUCCUUCUCACUGACGAGGAGUGGGAUUUUGUGACCCAUCGUAGCAUGGGCUCCUUUCUCUGGGUGGGUCUGACUGAUGAGAGGACUGGGCAGUGGGAGUGGGUCAACCAGACACCCUACAUCAUGAACCGGAGGAGGUGGAGACCUGGGCAGCCUGACGCCUGGACCCAUCAUGGUCUCGGUCCCGGGGAUGAAGACUGCGCUCAUCUUCAUUCUGAUGGACGUCUCAACGAUCUGCACUGCUCCAGCAAAAUGCGCUUCAUAUGUCAAAGGCACACCAUUAAGAACUAA